CCCACAUCGCCGCGUCUGGUGCGUCAAAGUCGGGGAAGUUUGCCAUACUCCACUUCAGUCUCUGCUGGUCAUGCUGUCGAUCAUGUCUGUUGCCGAAGGCCAAAUGUAACCGUGAUCGACAUCUGCAAGCCUGCAACGACAUGCUCGCUCGACGUGCGCCCAGAGAUUGUGAGCAUGCAACCAUGUCCGCUGACCGGUAUGGUCGGCGAGAGGGUCUCUGCAUGGCAUCCCUGCUGUUGAGGCCGAUGCUUUACAUCGGUAAUCGGUUAUAAGAGUCAAGAUCGCCCACCUCCUCUUCCUGUGUCUUCAUCUCAUAUUCAGAUUGUCUAUGGCUAUUACCGCCUGCUGUUUUGAUACUGCUAACAAACACUGCUCAGAAUCGCGCACACUGUGAAGAAAGAUAUAUAUACUAGACUUUUUGCCUCCCCCACUCAAGAUGAGGAACUGGUACCGUCAUGGCCGCCCUCUUCGCGCCGCCAUCGGAACAUGCUGUCUUGCAGCCUUUCUGUUCUUCGGCUUCGACCAGGGAGUCUUUUCAGGUAUUCUGCAAAACGAGAACUGGUUGAAUCAGUUCCAUCAUCCGAACGAUACCAAGACCGGUAUCCUCGUGAGCUGCUACUGCCUCGGUGCCCUCUGUGGGUGUGGCCUGAACUUCUUCAUCGGCGACUACUUCGGUCGCCGCAAAAUGAUGUGGCUCGCCAUGUCGUUCGUCAUUGUCGGCGCCAGUCUACAGUGCUCGGCAUACACCGUCCCGCAUCUUGUCAUCGGCCGAAUCAUCACGGGCUUUGGCACAGGCAUCGACUCGUCCACAGUGCCCAUGUACCAGUCUGAGCUGUGUAGGAAAGAGUGGCGAGGCCGUCUCGUCUCCUGGGAGGUCCUGUUCAUUGGCGUGGGCAUCAGUUUCGCGUACUGGUUGGACUUUGGCAUGUCCUAUGCAGGCGGUGAGAUCGCAUGGCGUCUUCCGAUCGCGGUUCAACUCCUCUUCGCUAUAACCGUCAUCAUCCUCCUGUUCGGUCUCCCGGAGUCACCCAGAUGGCUGUUCAAGAAAGGUCGUGACGAAGAAGCCAUCCACGUUCUCUGCGCAGUAUUCGACCUCCCACCCACAGAUCCGUACAUCACUUCGGAAGUGGCAAACAUCAAACAUGCCUUGCGCGUCGAGGCUGGAGUCACCAGUCACAUGGCGCUGUUCAAGAAAGACAAGCUCAAGACGAGGAGAAGGAUAAUAUUGGCUUAUUUCGGACUGUUCAUGAAUCAGAUGGUUGGCAUCAAUUUGGUCGUUUAUUACAUGCCGACUGUCCUCAUCGACACCGUCAAACUCACGCCCCGUGUCGCACAAAUCAUCGCUGGAUUCAUCCAACUGAUGUUCAUCGUGGGCAACAUCGGCCCCGCCCUGGCCCUCGACCGCAUGGGCCGCCGUAAGACAAUGCUCUAUGGCGCCUUCGGCCUGGGAUGCUGCAUGAUGAUGGCGUCAAUUCUAUUGUCUUUCGGUAAACCUCACACCAGCGCCGCGGCCGUCGCUUUCUUUUUCAUAUACAUGAUUAUCUUCGGCGGUUCGAUAAAUGUCGUGCCUUGGGUAUACGGUCCCGAGAUCCUACCACUACAAGCCCGCUCGAGGGGCACAGCAAUCUCCGUCGCCGCGCAUUGGACAUGGAACUUCUUCGUCGUCAUGAUCACGCCGGUCCUGAUCAAUCGCCUCGGCUGGAAGACGUACCUGAUCUUCAUGGCCUUGGCGUUCAGUUUCGUGCCGGUCAUUUAUUUCUUCUACCCUGAGACGUCGAAUAUUAGUCUCGAGGAUAUUGAUCGCAUUUUCCUCAAGGAUGGGGAGAUGGCAAGUGAGAGGUCGUCGACGGUUGGGGAUGAUGAGUCUAUGGACAUGAGGGUUCGGAAUGAGCAGACAGAGAAAUUGGGGGAGAAACAUGCUGAGGGUGUCUAAGCUUGAAUGACCCACAGACUAGAGGUCAGGAGACUGAGGAGCACAGUGGAACCUGCGCGGAAGAGUGGUUUCCACAGAUGAGAGACACAAGUAUAUGGCGCAUCUGUGGUAUGGGGACAGCAGUCGAUCGGUCAAGCAUUCUGGGCCACAGCUACCUAACUUAUAUACACAAUUG
Exophiala viscosa is the source of this 2108-nucleotide messenger RNA. RefSeq names its product general substrate transporter. The transcript has 5 exons. Gene Ontology annotation, biological process: transmembrane transport; carbohydrate transport. Gene Ontology annotation, molecular function: carbohydrate:proton symporter activity. The record is from RefSeq and is a predicted model, not a curated record. Bases 437 to 1933 code for a protein of 498 amino acids. Gene Ontology annotation, cellular component: membrane. NCBI's taxonomy places the organism in Eukaryota, Fungi, Ascomycota, Eurotiomycetes, Chaetothyriales, Herpotrichiellaceae.